AUGAAUCAAUUUUAUGGAAAUUCUUUUAACCUGGAUGACCCUUCCACUGGAGUUAAUCAUUCUCUUCACUUCAACCCAAAAGCAACAAAACAUUUCUCUAAUACAAUAACUGUUAAACAAGAAGUGAAUGAGUAAAAUUUACAAUGUAAUAUAUAUCUCUUCUUAUCCAUUGUUCAUGGCAUCAAACGAUUGAAUAAACUAUUUGUUUAGACCUGCUUCAACAGAGAUCAGUUCCUCCAUUUAUUUGACACUUAACAAUACUCCCUCUUACUUUACAAAGUUCUCUAAAUUGUAAAUCAAUAUUUCAACGAUGACAACACAAAGAUUCAAUAUGAAAAACACGCAAUAAAUAAGUCAUGGCACUCCUCUGACCAAAAACCAUAUCAACCCCAACCAUAGCCUCUACAAACACAAAACAAUAGCGAUAAGUUUUAAUAGAUGAUCAAGAAAAUUAUUUCAACUGAUUUAGAUCCGUUAAAAUCAUUGAUUCAUAAAGUUCAGGAUUAAAAUCGAACUUAUUAAUAUUCAUAAACCAAAGUUAAUAAUACCCCCCAAGUGUCAUUCCACCAAAAUGAGAAAAUUAUGAAAUCGAGUUCUUUGAAAGAUUAAUUGAAAGAUAAAAUAGCCAAAUUGACUAUGUAGAAUACAUACCUUUGCAAGGAGAAAGUAAUAAAAACCAAUUCAGAUUCUAUUCAAUAUACAUAAAACAAUAUCGCCAUUAAUGAAUCUAUGAAUGAGAAGCAAUUCGAAAGAGAAAUAGUUUAAAAACAAAAUAAAACCAACUUUGGACAACAAAUUUUAUUUAAUAAUCUAGUCCAACAAGAAGAUUAACUAAUGUCUUUCUAAAAUAACGGUAAAUAGCAAAAGACUAUUCAGGAAUCAAUGCCGAUCUUUGUUCAAAACCAAAAAACAGAUUUUGCAGUCCAAACAUCAGAUUAAUAAAUAGAUGGAUAAUAAUAAAUUCAACCGAGAGGCGAAGAGUUAAAAUACUACUAGAAUCAAGAAGACAACACUUAAAACAAUCUUCACACAAGUUGCAAUGAUCAGAGUGUCAAGAGACAGGAACUUACAGUGAAUAGGGUAAGGUAUUGUCAGGAAUGCAAAAAUAAAAAUAAGUACAGUAAUGUUGCUUCCAGUGCUUCUCCUUAAAAAAGUGAUAGACGCGAAAUCUAUUCAAUUGAUUAUGUGCAGCAUAAAAGAAAGAUUGGGAGCACUUGUACAAAUAGAAAUUUCAAUAUUUUAACUAAUGCUCAAUUAGGAUGA
This is a messenger RNA of Paramecium tetraurelia, 1263 nucleotides long. RefSeq lists its product as uncharacterized. The record is from RefSeq and is a predicted model, not a curated record. The transcript has 2 exons. Lineage: Eukaryota; Ciliophora; Oligohymenophorea; Peniculida; Parameciidae.